Molecule: messenger RNA, 834 nt
Organism: Lottia gigantea (owl limpet)
Lineage: Eukaryota; Metazoa; Mollusca; Gastropoda; Lottiidae
Exons: 2
Coding region: 1-834 (277 amino acids)
Source: RefSeq, a predicted model, not a curated record
AUGAGGUUAUCUAGAGCUAUCUAUAACGAAAUAAUCGAAGACAUCUUUAAGAAAUUAUCUGAUAGUGAUAUUGUGAAGAAACAUACAGGAUUAAGUCUCAAUACAUUGACCAGUAUCAAAUCUCUAGAAUAUCAACGCAAAAUGAAGAAAUAUCAUUAUUUACAUUAUAGUCAAGAGGCUCAACAACUCUAUUUUGACAGAUAUUUACAAGGAAUUUCUAAUGGACAGAAACAUGUUCUGUUAACUUUAGCUGAGGAUGCUGAUUUGUCACCUGCUCUCUUGGCAAGAAUGGUUUUAGAGAAACAAUUGGCAUCAUCUGAAAGUGAUGUAGUAACCUCUCGUAGUUUUGUGACUCAAUUAAUGAAAGAACCUAAUUUAAUAGAAGAUCCUAUAUUAGCUAACGAGAUCAAUCAGUGUAUUUUAAGUGAUGAAUUCUAUGGUCCUAUAACAGACAGUGUGAAACAUUCAAUUGGUUUUGAAUAUGAGUUUAAACUGAAAAGGAUUUUAGAAAAGCUUGGCCAUUGUUUCAUAGGCGAAGAACAAAUGAGAGUUAAAGGUUAUGAUAAAACACCAGAUGUCAAGUUAGAAAUACCUAUAGCAAUUGAUGGUCAUAUUGUUAAUUGGAUUGAAAGUAAAGCCUCAUUUGGUGACGAUGCCAGCCACAAAACCUAUCUUAAAGACCAGUUCUGGAGUUAUUGGAAUCGGUUUGGACCAGGAAUGGUCAUUUAUUGGUUUGGUUUUAUUGAAGAUUUGGACAGUAAUCAAGAAAAAGGAAUUAUUUUAAGACAUGACUUUCCUGAGGAUAUUGUUACCAUGAAUCCAUUGGGAUGUUAA